AUGAAGAUCGGCAUUGGUGGAGACUGUCCUGACGUUCUAGGUAAUAGCAUGAGACAGUCUCCAUGGCGAGUCGUUGACGUGUCCUUUUGGUCCGAAAUCUAUGGCAUCCUGUACAACCUGACACUGGUCUUAAUGACAUCCGACGUCGGAGAUGCGAUCUAUGCAGGGCUUCUUUUCCUAUUACAUGCUGUACAAGCAGUAAAAUAA
Molecule: messenger RNA, 207 nt
Organism: Strongylus vulgaris
Lineage: Eukaryota; Metazoa; Nematoda; Chromadorea; Rhabditida; Strongylidae
Source: the annotation of a GenBank genome assembly